AAAAUAGCAUUAAAUUUUGGGUUAUUUUCUCUAUAAAAGGGUCAUUCCACACCCAUUUUUCUUCCCCCUCUCCUCUUCUCUUUCUUGUAUACCUAAACAUAUUUCUCUUCCUUGUUCAUCUAUCAAGAAUAGCCACAUCUUUCAUCAAUUGAGCCUAAAAAAUGGCAUACGAGGAUCGAUACGUGCAAGCCUCAAAAUAUGAUUGUCUUUUGUUUGAUCUUGAUGAUACUUUGUACCCUCUUGGCUCUGGGUUGGCAAAAGAAGUCCUUAAGAACAUUCAAGAUUAUAUGGUUGAAAAGCUUGGUAUAGACAAGAGUAAAAUCAAUGAAUUGUCCAAUCUUUUGUACAAACACUACGGUACAACAAUGGCUGGUCUUCGUGCAAUUGGCUAUGAUUUUGACUAUGACAACUAUCAUAGUUUUGUUCAUGGUAGAUUACCUUAUGAGAAUCUUAAAUCGGACCCAGUUCUAAGAAAUCUUUUAUUGAGCCUACCUAUUCGAAAAGUGAUAUUUACAAAUGCGGAUAAUACACAUGCCAUUAAAGCUCUGGAUAGGCUUGGAUUGGAGGAUUGUUUCGAAGGAAUUAUUUGUUUUGAAACUCUUAACCCGACCCAUAAAAAUUUCGCUUCGGAUGAUGAAGAUGAUAUUGAAUUUGUUGGAUCAAAAAUUAGUUCCAAUACGAAAAAGAAUGAAAUAUUUGACAUAAUUGGUCAUUUUGCUAACCAAAAUGAUGCAACAACAUUGCCUAAAACACCCAUCAUUUGUAAACCAUCAGAAUAUGCAAUUGAACAAGCUCUUAAGAUUGCCAAUUUAAACCCUAAUAGAACAAUAUUCUUUGAUGAUAGUGUCCGAAAUAUAUUGGCCGGAAAACGAGUGGGUCUGAACACAGUUCUGGUGGGUACUUCUCAAAGACCAAAAGGUGCGGAUUAUGUAUUGGAAAGCAUUCAUAAUCUAAGGGAAGCAUUGCCACAACUAUGGGAAGCUACUGUGAGGCCUGAAAUUUACUCUGGCAAAAUAUCUAUUGAGGCUUCUGUAAUUGCUUGAUUACUCCUAUAUUUUCAGACUCUUGGGUUUUGAUUUAUGCACUUCUGAAUUAUAUAUUUCCGUAUUUAAGAUUCAGAAGAUCAAAGGAAAUCGAACAAAACAAAGAGUCGUCGAAUUCACUUUCAGGGUUCCUAAAUAAUUUCUACAUAUUGUAAAUUUUAUGUAAAUGAAAAAAAUGGGAGAAAAUAAUUUUAAAUUAGAGUUA
This is a messenger RNA of Amaranthus tricolor (Joseph's coat), 1248 nucleotides long. RefSeq lists its product as uncharacterized. Bases 162 to 1043 code for a protein of 293 amino acids. The record is from RefSeq and is a predicted model, not a curated record. The transcript has 9 exons. Lineage: Eukaryota; Viridiplantae; Streptophyta; Magnoliopsida; Caryophyllales; Amaranthaceae.